GGAUGGGGGGGGGGGAACCCCGGAAACGGAAGUGAGCGGCGGGGCCGACUGACGGUAACGGGGCUGAGAGGCUGUUCACAGAGCAAGUGAAGAUGAAUGCCAGAGGACUUGGAUCUCAGUUAAAGGACAGUAUUCCGGUUACUGAACUUUCAGCAAGUGGACCUUUUGAAAGUCAUGAUCUUCUUCGAAAAGGCCUACCUUGUGUGAAAAAUGAACUUUUGCCCAGUCAUCCUCUUGAAUUAUCAGAAAAAAAUUUUCAGCUCAACCAAGAUAAAAUGAAUUUUUCUACACUAAGAAACAUCCAGGGUCUGUUUGCUCCACUAAAAUUGCAAAUGGAAUUCAAGGCAGUGCAGCAGGUUCAGCGUCUUCCAUUUCUUCCAAGCUCAAACCUUUCGCUGGAUAUUUUGAGGGGUAAUGAUGAGACUAUUGGAUUUGAAGAUAUUCUUAAUGACCCGUCACAAAGUGAACUAAUGGGAGAACCACACUUGAUGGUGGAAUAUAAACUCGGUUUAUUGUAAUCUGUUGUGCUGUUCAUGAAAAUAGAGGGGCUGCAUGUUGUUUAUAGUCAUCUUUUUACUAUAACUUGAUGUACACAACAUUAAAAAUACUGACACAUGAGAA
This is a messenger RNA of Enhydra lutris kenyoni (northern sea otter), 621 nucleotides long. RefSeq names its product proteasome maturation protein (gene POMP). NCBI's taxonomy places the organism in Eukaryota, Metazoa, Chordata, Mammalia, Carnivora, Mustelidae. Gene Ontology annotation, biological process: proteasome assembly. Bases 93 to 518 code for a protein of 141 amino acids. Gene Ontology annotation, cellular component: cytoplasm; nucleus. The record is from RefSeq and is a predicted model, not a curated record. The transcript has 6 exons.